Molecule: messenger RNA, 327 nt
Organism: Aureobasidium melanogenum CBS 110374
Lineage: Eukaryota; Fungi; Ascomycota; Dothideomycetes; Dothideales; Saccotheciaceae
Exons: 2
Coding region: 1-327 (108 amino acids)
Source: RefSeq, a predicted model, not a curated record
AUGUCCCACGAGCAAUCCCACGACAACCCCCUGUCCACUACCACCGUCGCUUCAGAUCUCGCCGAGAUCUCUAGCCUGCGCGAGCAGAUCUUCGCCAACGCCAGAGCCCUCUUCUCCGACAGGGCCAACAUGGAGAUCAUUGUCACCACCGCUGAGUGGCCCGAGAGCGGCUACUACGGAGCUCGUCUAGUUGACAUGAGCACCCACGUUCUGCUUCUCGGCAGACUCUACGCCCCUUCCGUCCCUGAAGCCCUCGGCCAGCUUCUUCAGGCCACCUGCGAUGGCAUUCGCGACGCCUUCGUCCUCUCGCAUUACCGCUCCAUGUGA